Messenger RNA from Penicillium brasilianum, 1087 nucleotides. NCBI's taxonomy places the organism in Eukaryota, Fungi, Ascomycota, Eurotiomycetes, Eurotiales, Aspergillaceae. The record is from the annotation of a GenBank genome assembly.
UCUGGGCUGAAGUCCCUUUGUUUCCUCAAUCAACUUUGCAACACUUUCCUUCGAAGCACUUCCUUUCUUUACCCUAAGCAUUCUCUAUACUCAUCUAUUCUCACUCCUUCAAUUCUGCAUUUUCUCUUUGCAAUUUACAUUAAUUACAUCGCUCCUUGAACGUUCGAAUCUCUAUCGCAAGCCAGCACCUUUGACCGACAUUUCCGGCCAUCGCUUUCUAUAUACCAUUCGAAAACUUCAAUCAUUUCUAGUAAUCAAUAUGCCGCCCCGCUACGGAGCCCUCGGUGCUACUUUCCAGCUCGCACGCAUUUUCCAGACAUGCUCGCUUAUUGCCAUCAUUGGCAUGACUGCCAAAUUCAUUUCCUCGAUUGUCAACAACGACGAUACAGCGCCGAACAUUAUCAUCGGAACCAUCAGCGUGACCUGUAUAGCCGCGAUAUACUGCAUUAUUACCGGCAUCCUGUUCUUCGAUGAUAUUCUUCCGUUCCUUCCCUGCGCGGUUCUAGACCUCCUCCUUCUCAUCGCACUCAUCGUCGUGGCUGUGAUUAUGGGAAAGCCACUCUCAUAUCUUAACUGCUCGUCGCUCUCCUCGCUGAACUUCAAGGAUGCGACCACAUAUUCAUUUUCGUCGCGCCUGUCCAACGUCGAGGCAAGCAUCAGCGGCAAGAUUGAUUUUGAUGCAUGGAUCGGAGCAUCGAAGACUAUCUGCUUGGAGACAAAGGCAAUCUGGGGACUGAGCAUUGCGUUGUGUAUUUUGUUCUUCUUUUCAGUGAUUUGCAAUAUUUGCCUCUGGCGCCAGAAGAAGGCGAAGAUUGACGCCGAGAAGUAAUUUUUCAAAAAGCCCAGUCACACUCACCAAGGCAUGAAUGUGAUGAGAAAUCUGAAGGGUUGAUCAGUGGAGGAGGAGAAGGAGAUGGGCAUAAUGGAAGAUAGGGGAGGCUAGAUUGAGCGACAUUGUGAUAUGUUUUUGUCUUUGGCCACACAGAGCAUUAAUGAGUUUUUUUUUUUUUUUUUGGCGUCGGGAGUUAUGUUCGAUAUGGAAAAUGACGAAAAUGAACUGUCAGCCGAAUGAAACCACUCUUUUUAC